Drosophila hydei is the source of this 1525-nucleotide messenger RNA. RefSeq names its product bromodomain-containing protein DDB_G0280777-like. NCBI's taxonomy places the organism in Eukaryota, Metazoa, Arthropoda, Insecta, Diptera, Drosophilidae. The coding region runs from base 110 to 1342 and encodes 410 amino acids. The record is from RefSeq and is a predicted model, not a curated record. The transcript is spliced from 2 exons.
UAAACAUAUAUUUUAUAGUCGACAAGAGCUUUUGAAUAAAAGUACAAAAUUUAUAUAUUUUACGGAUUUUCUUAAAAUAAUUGUUUAUAAACGUUGGCCUCCAGAAAAGAUGGGAACGAUAUUAAGUGUUUUAAAUAGGCCUGUUGACAAUGUCGGCUGCUACCGGGCGGCGAAGCGUAGUUUGAGCGAAGUUAUCCCGGAAUCUGACGAAGAAUCUGAAGGGCUAGAGGUAUGCGAUGUGGACACUGAUCCCAUAUGGAUAGAUGAUGUUCUAGAAGACGAGGACGACGAGGAGGAGGCGCAGGCUGAGGAGGAAGAGGAGGAGGAGGAGGAGGAUGAGGUGGCUGUCCCGAUAGGAACGGGUGAAAAACAAGUUAUUGCUGAAUCGCCGAUGCGUGGGUCCACCUGGUGGCGCGUCUUCAUGGGUCUAGUGAGACGUUCGAAUAAAUUCAAGAACAGUGCAACCACUGCAACCAUUGAUCCCACCAAGGUGUGCCAGCAGCUAAAAGCAAAGGCCAAAGCUGCAGCCAAGGCUCGCCCGAAACGUCUUGCGCGCAACACGCCUCGCGGAGCCAGAGAGCGGGAGAAGGAGAAGGAAAGGCGUACGGAUCAAGCGAUCGAGAAGGGGAUCGAAACGGCUAUAGAAAGAGAAAAGGAAUUGGAAAGGGAAAGAGAAAGGCAGAAAGAAAUCGAAAAGGAGAGACAAAAGGCGAGGGAAAGGGAGCAAGAGAAGCAUAUUGAUCAUCCUCGAUCGAGCUCUCCAAUAUUCCCAGUUCAUCUAUGUGACCCAAGCAGCAGCAGCAACAAAAGCAAGAGCAACAAAAGUAACAAGAGCAACAGCAUUAAAACCAACAGCAGCAACAAAAAGAAGGGCAGGAAGACCAUCGGCAAAAACACCAGCAAGAAAAGCAUCGGCAAGCACACUAACAGCAACAUUAGCGACACUAACAGUAGUAACAUUAGCAACAUUACAAACAGUAACUUUAGCAAUAUCACCAACAUUAGUAAUUUAAGUAACAUCAGCAACAUUAACGGGAGCAACAACAGUAACAACACAAACAACAGUAACAACAGUAACAGUAGCAACAUAAGUAACACCAGCAUCACUAGAAACAACAUAAACAACACAGACGACGAACAAACUACAUUCAUCAAAUCGAUUACGAAAACCGCGAGGCAAUCCAGGAAGGGUGGUGCCCGUGCAGUGACGAAGGCCUCUCAGAAAGCCAAAGACAGUCGCAUCCGUAAAAGGCCAAAGAAGACUAUGCCCAGCUGCAAGAGACAGAUGAAACAAGUUGGAAAAGCUCAACUCAAGCCAAAGAAAAAGCAGAAGCAGAAGUAACAAACAUUUAAGAAUCCCUUGGACAUCCCUUGAGUAUUAGCUAACAUCAAAAUUUGAAAUUUUACUUUGUUAAAUUGUUUAAAUUGAGUAUGCCUAUUCCUUGUAUCCAGCAAGACGAUGAUAGGUGAAGUAAAUACUAAAAAAAUGUAAAAGAAAUUGGAAGCAAAAGUAAAAAAAUUAUAA